Lytechinus variegatus (green sea urchin) is the source of this 2292-nucleotide messenger RNA. RefSeq names its product beta-1,3-galactosyltransferase 5-like. Gene Ontology annotation, molecular function: hexosyltransferase activity. The transcript has a single exon. Gene Ontology annotation, cellular component: membrane. The record is from RefSeq and is a predicted model, not a curated record. Bases 281 to 1486 code for a protein of 401 amino acids. NCBI's taxonomy places the organism in Eukaryota, Metazoa, Echinodermata, Echinoidea, Temnopleuroida, Toxopneustidae.
CGCCGUACGAGAAAGACGCUCACAGACUGUGGACAUUAACUUAAAGCCGGGAUUUAUGUAAUCAUUAAAUAUCUUUCACAUGUAAUCCUUAAAGUGUACCCUCAUUUUUUCGCAUUUGAACAAAGACAUUAUUGCAUACUGCAUGCUUAUUUGUGUGUAUUGAGACUCUGUGCUUUGUUGAAUCGCAGCACUAGAUAUUAUUGUCUACAUACUUCCAUAGGAACAUUCGAUUAACAAAACUUUUCGAAACAGGGCGAGAAAUAACCUCAAUCCGAUUACCAUGACUCGGUUUUCCAGGGCCUGUAAGAGAUUAUUUGCUGCUAUCUUGUUUAUAUGUCUUCUGUCGGUUUGUUUUAUUCUCAUUGGACCUGUUCAGAAAUGUUCAGUUCAAAUAAGCUUGACUUCGAAUGAGACAUUGCAUCUUCGCAAAACUCCUUUAUUUUAUUCGCACACAAGUCACCAUCAGCCUGUAUACAGAUCAAUUUGGAAUGAGACAAUGGCAACUGAUAAUCUCACAGAUCGUCUGCCACUUUUCAACAACUCAACUCAAAGCACCGAACCGAAUGAAACGGAACAUCAGGAGGAACUUCAAGAGGAACCACAGACAGAAACUCGUACUUGGCUCCAAAGGACACAUUGGGAGUCGAAGAUUGAUUUACACUCAUACAAAUAUCUGAAUAAUCCUCAGGAUAAAUGUAACUCCAAUAGCUUUGUGAUAGAAGGGUUCACAUUGCUUGUUCUGGUUAAGUCGGCACCUAAUAAUUACGAGUUGAGAGAAACCAUCAGAGAAACUUACAUCCAAGGAACCCUAAAACACAACAUUUCGAUCAAAGUUGUAUUCCUUCUUGGAUUUCCAGCACAUGGUGAAGCAGACCAAAUGGAUAUCAACAAGGAAGCGAACAUUAACGGGGACAUCAUCCAAGAAAACUUCCAAGACUCUUACUAUAAUCUUACCAUUAAGGACAUGAUGGGACUCAAAUGGACUAUGACGUUCUGCAAUAAUAGCCACUUCGUGCUGGUAACCGAUGAUGAUAUCAUGAUUGAUAUCUUUACCCUUGUUGAAGAUUUGUCACAUGUUUACCCAGAGAAUCGAUUCGUACUAGGAGAGCCAACAUACGGUGCUUCUCCAAUCAGAAACCCAAAUCAUGGUACGUUAAAGAAGUUCUACACACCACUUUCUUUGUACCCCAAGACCAGGUAUCCAACAUACCCACAGGGUUAUGGGUACGUUUUUUCAAUAGAUGUCGUACCUCAAAUUUUCCAAGCGUCCAAGGAAGUGCCCCCUCCAGUGCCUUGGGAAGAUGUCUACAUCGGCGUUCUCCUUGAGAAAACCCAAAUAAAUAUCACAGAUAAGUUUUACUGGUAUAGACAACGACACCCAGUCAAGAAUCCUCUACUUCCAAUGAAUGAUUACUUUAUGAUACAAUUAUCCAUUGCCCAAAUGAAGACAAUUUGGAAUAGUGUUGAGAGUGCGUUCCUUCGGUAAACCCUUACAUGGUCCAAUACUCUACUUUCGUCCUCAAAUGAAUAAGAAUGUCAUUUGCAAUUGAUUAUCUUUAAUUACCUUAAUCCAUCGUUCGUUGAUCUUUGUUAACUUUAUCCAAGUUAUGUAUCUAUUUGAGAUGCAGCCUUUUAAAAUCGAGUGUUCCCAUAUCUCUAAUAUGGGAAUUAAUGAAUUCGGGUAUAUUCCAGUCAACUGACAAAAACGUUUAUUUAAUACCAAUGUUGUUUGAUACAUUUUUCUCAAUCUCUAUGAGGUGAUUCUUCAAAGUAACACAAUUUAGUGUAAACGAAAAACUUAAUAUACUAAGUAUACCAGGUUCAUCUAUUCAUCUUCUUCCACUAUUAUCAAUUUCCAGAUAGUCUAAAUCGUGGAAUCUGUUGCUAUUAAUAAAUUUCAUAAUUUCAUAAAAUUGCCUCAUUUGUUGAAUUCACUUAAGAGUUUGUUGACACGAAACUAUCAUUUUCUGCACCUUACUUAUAUCUUUGUUUCUACACGUAUAAUUGACAUUGGUCGUAGGCAUCAUCCCCAACAUUCCUUACACCAAAAAAAAUUGUGGUAUUAACCGGUGUCAGGUAUUUUACACUUGUAAUACAUUCAUUCCUUGGUUGUCAUCUUAACACAAUUUGGUGUCAAGUUCAAUCUCUACGGGUCAUGUUCUGUAUUGUAGGCUGUGGACCACAACAGAGUAAAUCGAAAAAAAUGUAACGUCGAUUGUUGUUAGGCCUGGUCACACCGCCCUAGCAAAACAAAAUAAAAACAAUCUAAAUCGAAAAUGGUGAUCGUAGCGA